Messenger RNA from Leptomonas pyrrhocoris, 1098 nucleotides. Its product is annotated as putative calpain-like cysteine peptidase putativecysteine peptidase Clan CA family C2. The transcript has a single exon. Gene Ontology annotation, cellular component: motile cilium. The record is from RefSeq and is a predicted model, not a curated record. Gene Ontology annotation, biological process: cilium assembly. Bases 196 to 1098 code for a protein of 300 amino acids. NCBI's taxonomy places the organism in Eukaryota, Euglenozoa, Kinetoplastea, Trypanosomatida, Trypanosomatidae.
GAGGAAUCGGUACGCGGCCACUCUUGUUUUUGCUGUUGUUGUUGUUUUACCGUUUAAAAAGAAAUAAUCAGAAGCAGUCAACAGCGUUUCUUUGUGCGCGGUUGUCUUGCCUUUCCCACGCACUCCCACAUCCAUACACGGAGGGGAAACAGACGGAAAACGAAAUAACACUACCACACAGCACCAAUUCCCCAAAUGCCGCGCAAAGCCCUUCUCGGCAACUGGUUCGAGGAGGAGGCCUACGAACGCGACCGGCGGCGGCUGAUGCAGGGCCGCAGCGGCGGCGUCGUCGAGGCCUCGAAGGAGGUCGCCAACAUGAUGGCCAAGGUGAAGCACCACAACACGCCCCACGCCAUCGCGCCGAUCCCCGCCGACGGCUUCCUUCGUUUUUACGUGCCGCUCAUGCUGCAGAAUGCGAACACGUGCGGCUUUCUCAGCGUCGACCUGGAUGAUCGGAAGGCCACGACGACGGGGUGGCAGGUGGCGUGUUCCACCGCCCCUGCGGAGGAGGCGACGCUGCGCUGCACGGUGGUGAUGGUCCCGGCCGCGAUGCCGCCCACCGACAGCUUCCCGAUUCCAGAGGACGAAGAGGACAUGGUGCACUACGGGCAACCCUUUUACUUAAUGACAGUGCGCGAGCUGUGCCCCGACCCGCUCUUCCUCAUUUCCGAGGCCGUCUCCCCGGGGAACGCGUCGCACGUGUCGGGGAAGCUGCAGCACGUGUACUUCUCGCCGGACGGCGGGGGCGCCGAGGCGAUGUGGUGCAUCGACGACGCCAAUCCCGCCUAUCAGGAGGACUCGCGCGAUCACCCGGUGAGGGCUGAGGAUGUCAUUCGAGUUCGACACAACAUGACGAACACUCCGCUGGCGAGCUUAAAGGAGACGUUUUACAACGACUUUGGGCAACAGUAUGAGGUGGGGUGUGGGAAGCUGACGCUGCUGUCAACGCGUAAGCGCGGUGGCCCGCCGGUGAAGGAGAACUUGUGGAUGUUUAUUCACGACGGACAGGGACAACAGCAGCAACAAACGCAAGACGGGGCAGAAGGAGGAAUGGAGAGCACUUCUUCGUCGCCGCAGACUGCCACGGCAGCUCCGUGA